AUUAAUUUUCACAGUAUUUCACAAUUAUUUACUAUAGGCUCACUGUCAUCUUAUAAAAAAAUAGCACUGAGCAGUUGUGUCAUUGUAAUUCAACACUGUGGCUAAGUCACAUAUUGCAGUAAUCCAAGAACUAGACAAACAAUUCAUAGCUUUAUACAGAAUCCAGUAACGGUAUGUAAAUCUGUAUGGUCUUAUAGUGGGAGCGCCAGAUGCCUGUUCAUGUAACUGCUUCAGUCUGUGCUGCUAUUUUUGGUUCCUCUUCAUGUACUCUCUUUCUGAUACUCUUGGCUUCCUCCGCCCAAUCUCUCUCCCCCUCCCUGCAUCAUUUCUGUCACACAAUCUCUCUGUUCCUCGCAUUGCUGGUUUCCACAGGAAGAGACACCUUCGCUGUGACAGCGAGGAAGACCAACAGCUGAGGCCUCAGGCCAAGAGGUCAGGAGGGGGUCCCUCUCUGCUUGUGUCAGAUUUGGACUCAGAGUCUUCCAGCAGUGACAGCAGUAAUGGGAUCAGCAGUCCAGAGAGAGCAAUAGUGGCCACCACCAGGCCGUGCAUACACAGUCAAAAUAGCUGCAUCACCCAGGACCCCGUCAGCCCAAAGCCUGAAGACUCUGCCAGCUCCUUGCAGCAUUGUUUCCAUGGCGACGGAAGAAGUGUCUCAUAUGACUACAUCAACAGAGUCCUGAGGGAGGCGCACUUCAGCAGUCUGCAGACCAGAGGCCGACCAGGCUCGACAUGACCGUGACCUCUGACACCCCGACUCCCCUCCCCCCAAUGCACACCUCUCCUGACCUUUUUGUCCCUCAUGCAUCAGUGUCAACACUGCUGGCAUGAUGGCUCCUCCCUGAAAGCCUCAAUAACACCAUCGGGUCAGGUGUAAGGGGAUGAUGUGUGGGGACUAGGGUUGCAACAGUAUGAGAUUUUCACAAUACUGUCUCUGAAAAUAUCAUGGUAUUACACAGUUAUUAUCAUUAUCAUAACAACUCUUAUAGGACUUGUUUUGGUUUAAGUGUACAUGGUAUGAUAACGUUCUGUUGUCAUACCGUGGCAUACUGUGAAAACCGUAUACAGCUGCAACCCCAGUGGGGAAAGUUUAUGGAUUCUGGCUCAUCCCCCACCUCAACAUGUACCAUUUUUGAAGAUCAUAAGCACAUCCGCCUUUCCAUGGCCCAGCCACUGUGGUUUUUUUUGUGCUGUAUUGAUGUGUAUGUGUGGAUUUUGUGUGUAUGUGCGUGCGCGUGUGUGUGCAUGCACCCUGUGCACUUUAUGAAGAGGUCUCCUUUUUACAUGUGUGCGUUGAUGCGUGGACAUUUUCAUUGGUGCUAAUCACAAGCAAAGUGUGAUGAAGAUGAUCCAAAGUGCUUGCAAAACUAAAUAAAGCUAAGCACUUUACUCUGUAAGUCUUUCUGUUUACUCUUGACUGGGACAGUCAGUCGCAUGUUUCCAUCAGUGAAGUGGGAGUUAUUGUGAUCCCAGGGGAAAAAAAGCAAGUCGAUGGAGGCCAACAGAUUCACUCCUAAGGAGCAUGAUCAAUAUAAUCCAUUAAAGAAUAUUUUAGGCUUUAUUUGUUUUCUGUAGCCAAAGCUAUAAAGUUAUACUUGUUGCAGUUGCUCUCUAAAUGAAUCUAAAGUGUCUAGGUGUGGCAGGUCACUGGGUUUAAGAUGAUGGAGCAGAGAUUCCUCAUGAGUACUUUUGGCUAAAAUCCAACCUUAGAUUAAACGGGUUAAUUAUAGGUCUGUAAGGAGGCUCUGUGGAAAGUCCAGCUCAGGCAGCAGUGCACGCGGCACAGUGCUUCUAACAUAAACAGACUCUUUAAAAUAAUUUAGAACCCAGUGUUUACUUGUUCCACAUUUUCCACAUUGUGUAUCUGUGUGUCAUAAGCCUGUCAGCCAUACUUGUUUAUGGGUGGUUUAAUAUGACCAGUACACUGUGUUUGGAAUAAAAUAAGAUGUAAGCGUGAUUCAUAUGUAAUUUCCCAAAUCAUUUGAAAUAAA
Molecule: messenger RNA, 1991 nt
Organism: Archocentrus centrarchus (flier cichlid)
Lineage: Eukaryota; Metazoa; Chordata; Actinopteri; Cichliformes; Cichlidae
Product: protein FAM104A
Exons: 2
Coding region: 263-736 (157 amino acids)
Source: RefSeq, a predicted model, not a curated record